AUGUCUUCUAAAUCCGGAAAAUCAUUCGGAACGCAAUCCCCUCCUCUUGAGGCUACAGGCGAAGACAAACCAAUGGGCGUCUCUUCCGUAGACGGACAUAAGCCUGACGCUGUUUCGGAUAUGCAGCAACGGGAACAGUACUUUCAGAACACUCAAACAACAAAGGAGAGUACAAAUCAAGCGGGCACCGGAAUUCCAUCGCAAACCAAGAUCAAGACGGAUUGA
Fibroporia radiculosa is the source of this 225-nucleotide messenger RNA. RefSeq lists its product as uncharacterized. The record is from RefSeq and is a predicted model, not a curated record. The transcript has 3 exons. Lineage: Eukaryota; Fungi; Basidiomycota; Agaricomycetes; Polyporales; Fibroporiaceae. The coding region runs from base 1 to 225 and encodes 74 amino acids.